Molecule: messenger RNA, 1569 nt
Organism: Molossus molossus (Pallas's mastiff bat)
Lineage: Eukaryota; Metazoa; Chordata; Mammalia; Chiroptera; Molossidae
Gene: TRABD2B
Product: TraB domain containing 2B
Exons: 7
Coding region: 1-1569 (522 amino acids)
Biological process (GO): negative regulation of Wnt signaling pathway
Cellular component (GO): organelle membrane
Molecular function (GO): metalloendopeptidase activity; Wnt-protein binding
Source: RefSeq, a predicted model, not a curated record
AUGCACGCCGCCCUGGCGGGGCCGCUGCUCGCCGCCCUUCUCGCCACCGCCCGCGCCCGCCCGCAGCUCCCGGACGGAGGACAGUGCCGGCCGCCCGGAUCGCAAAGGGACCUCAACUCCUUCCUGUGGACUGUUCGGCGAGACCCCCCAGCCUACCUGUUCGGCACCAUCCACGUCCCCUACACCCGCGUCUGGGACUUCAUCCCGGACAACUCCAAGGCAGCCUUCCAGGCCAGUGCCCGAGUCUACUUUGAGCUGGACCUGACAGACCCCUACACCAUCUCGGCGCUGGCCAGCUGCCAGCUGCUGCCCCACGGGGAGAACCUGCAGGACGUGCUGCCCCGAGAACUCUACUGGCGCCUGAAGCGCCACCUGGACUACGUGAAGCUGAUGAUGCCCUCCUGGAUGACGCCCGCGCAGCGGGGCAAGGGGCUCUACGCGGACUACCUGUUCAACGCCAUCGCGGGCAACUGGGAGCGCAAGAGACCCGUGUGGGUGAUGCUGAUGGUGAACUCGCUCACGGAGACUGACGUGCGUUCCCGGGGCGUGCCCGUGCUUGACCUCUACCUGGCCCAGCAGGCCGAGAAGAUGAAGAAGAGCACGGGGGCCGUGGAGCGGGUGGAGGAGCAGUGCCACCCACUCAAUGGGCUCAACUUCUCGCAGGUACUGUUCGCCCUGAACCAGACCCUGCUGCAGCACGAGAGCGUGCGGGCCGGGAGCCUGCAGGCGCCCUACACCACGGAGGACCUCAUCAAGCACUACAACUGUGGGGACCUCAACGCCGUCAUCUUCAACCACGACACGUCACAGCUGCCCAACUUUAUCAACACCACCCUCCCUCCGCACGAGCAGGUGACGGCCCAGGAGAUCGACAGCUACUUCCGCCAGGAGCUCAUCUACAAGAGGAACGAGCGGAUGGGGAAGAGGGUCAUGGCGCUUCUUCGGGAGAAUGAGGACAAGAUCUGCUUCUUCGCCUUCGGAGCAGGUCACUUUCUGGGGAACAAUACAGUCAUUGACGUCCUUCGGCAGGCGGGGCUGGAGGUGGAACACACGCCCGCAGGGCAGGCCAUACCCAGCCCUGCCGCCAGGAGCCCCGCGCCCCCAUCCAAGGGGACCUCAGAGAGCCCAGCCCCAGUGACCCCAGCUGCUGCCAUCCCCGCAGCGCCCUCGGUGACCCCCACCACGCCGCUCGAGGAGGAGGACCCAGCCCUGUCCCCACACCUCCUGCUGCCCGACAGCCUGAGCCAGCUGGAGGAGUUUGGGCGGCAGAAGAAGUGGCACAAGAGGCAGAACAAGCACCAGCGGCCACGGCAGUUCAAUGACCUCUGGGUCCGCAUCGAGGACAGCACCACCGCCUCGCCAGCCCCGCUGCCCCUCCAGCCCACGCACAGCUCCGGGACGGCCGGGCCCCCCUCGCAGCUCUCCGACCAGCUCCAGCAGCAGGGGGAGCUGGGGUCCGCCAGCAGCUCAGCGCCUGCCCGCUCGCAGCCCGCCCGGGGCCUCCUCCCUGCCGUGGUGGCUGUCAGCGUCGCUGCCCCCGCCCUGCUGCACGCCCUCCGGCCCUCCUGA